Cadophora gregata is the source of this 6050-nucleotide messenger RNA. RefSeq lists its product as uncharacterized. Gene Ontology annotation, cellular component: intracellular membrane-bounded organelle; membrane. Gene Ontology annotation, biological process: intracellular calcium ion homeostasis; calcium ion transmembrane transport. The transcript has 3 exons. Gene Ontology annotation, molecular function: P-type calcium transporter activity; ATP binding; ATP hydrolysis activity. Bases 917 to 4393 code for a protein of 1158 amino acids. The record is from RefSeq and is a predicted model, not a curated record. NCBI's taxonomy places the organism in Eukaryota, Fungi, Ascomycota, Leotiomycetes, Helotiales, Ploettnerulaceae.
CCUCCAGCGGCAAUAAUAUUGGAGCGAAUUAUUUAUUCACAAAGACAACCAUGUAUAAAUAAAUAAGUAAGUAAACAAACAAACAAACAAACAAACAAACGAACGAACGAACAAAGAAAUACAAAAAGGGAGUUUAAACAUCCAGCACUUGGCCAGCGCAAAUACCUCGAGCUUCCAUGCACACACACUGUUUGACCUUCGCAGCACGCGCUGGUUUGAUUUGCGUGGCGUGCCCAUCCCGAUAGGCGCUGCAACAACACAAAAGUCGGAUCCCCAUCCCCGUGCGUGCGGGCACAUCUUUCCAGCACAGCCUCCCUCUUCGCGCUACCAACAUCCCUACCGAGCCUACCUAGUAAACCUCUGCUCCUCCCUGCCUUCGAGUCUGCGCUCGACUGUAUCGACAUGGGCCCAUGGUCUGACCCUUCUGCUUCCGGAGUACCAAGUCGUCGUCGAAUGAGCUCCAUCUCCGAAGAAUAGGCACGGUCACGGUGCCUUUCCCUGCUCAAGGCACUCUUUUGUGUUGUUUGUGUUUUCAUGAUUCGAGCAUCCUCCCUCUUCCUGUCUUCAACCUCGUCCUAUUCGUCGUUCUCGGUCCUGCGACGCACGAAAGACGCUGCAGCAUCUCCAAUGGCAUGUCGCUGAAUGCGCAUUGAAAUCUACGCUCGAUCUCAGCGGACCUGUAACUCGAAAUCCUCCGAACUGCUCUUCCCCCGCAAGACGACCAGAAGGUUUUCCCACGGCGGCUGUUUGAUGCGCAGAAAGACAGCUCAGGACUUCAACUCAGCCCCUCAGAUGCCGACGACUCUGCAGCCUUACAUUCCAACCAAAUACCUGCCAGGGUCCGCGCCUUAAGCUUUUUUUUGCCAACAAACGAUCCCGAACCUUUUGAAACCAAUAACAUACAAGUUCCUGAAUCAUGGCAGAUUCCAAGGGCGUCUCGCCCGAGCCGGGAUCAGGUGGUCGAAGACAGAGAGCGCCGACAAUAACCAUAGACACUUCAGCUGUCAGUAAUAUCAGCCCUCCGCAGUCUAUGGACAGUGAUGCAGUUGCUUUGAAAGCUAUGCCUAACUCGCCAUCAACACUACAGGGUGAGCCAGCCAGCCCUCUCGAUACUGGGAGCCAUCCUUCACGACCUCAGCACUCCAGUCAGAACAGCACCGCAAGUCGGAUAUCCGUACCAGAACUUCGAGCAUCGACCUCCUUCGAAAGCCGAGAUAGCAGACCUACUUCACCACAUAAUGUAUCUUCACCAACGUCGAGAGGAGGUGACAAGGCGGCUGGUGGAUUUCUGGCGGUACCUGGACUGAGAUCAAGACAAAAUUCUAUUGAGUCCGACGAAGGCAAUCAUUCAAGCACGAACUACAGUGGAGAGACCUUUGCAAAUGGUACGCAGGUGGAUAAGGACCGAGCAUUCGGAAAGCCACCUGGAAAUCACGAAAUCAUGAAUGAUCCGGAGGCUCUGACUCCAGACCCAGGACACGAGGAAGAUUUCGUGACGGACGAAAGCAAUUUUGCCUUUUCCCAGGGGCAAUUGAACAAGCUCAUCAACCCCAAGAGUCUGGCCGCAUUCUAUGCUUUAGGUGGCUUGGGCGGAUUGGAGAAAGGUCUAAGAACAGACCGCAAGGCUGGAUUGAGCAUUGACGAAAGUGAUUUGGACGGAACAAUCUCAUUCCAGGAAGCGAAGGCUGCUGCGAGAAACAAGUCGACGAUUAGUUGUGGUGACGACUCCAAGACCCCAAUUACCAGAAUAGAUUCGAAGGGGUCAAGAGAUUCGCCAGCUAGACCUCCAGCGACUCAAGACGCAUUCUUUGACCGGAAGCGCAUUUUCAAGGACAAUCGCUUGCCCGUGAAGAAGGGUAAGAGCUUGCUACAGAUUAUGUGGAUCACAUAUAACGACAAGGUUCUCAUUCUACUAUCCAUUGCUGCCGCCAUCUCUUUAGCUGUUGGUCUAUACCAGACAUUCGGUACGAAGCAUGAUCCUACUCAUCCCAAAAUUGAAUGGGUGGAAGGAGUUGCUAUUAUUGUGGCUAUCGUUAUUGUGGUGGUCGUGGGAUCCCUGAACGAUUAUCAAAAAGAACGGCAAUUCGUCAAGCUCAACAGGAAAAAGCAGGAUCGCGAUGUCAAUGUCAUCAGAUCUGGCAGAACUCUUGAAAUAUCCGUUUUUGACGUUCUUGUUGGAGAUGUCAUGCUCUUGGAACCUGGAGAUAUGAUUCCUGUGGAUGGUAUAUUCAUUGAUGGCCAUAAUGUUAAGUGUGACGAAUCCCAGACCACUGGAGAAUCUGACUUGAUCCGCAAGCAGCCUGCCGAUCAGGUCUACGCUGCUAUCGAAAACCAUGAUAGCCUCCGAAAGCUCGAUCCAUUCAUUCUUUCUGGCGCUCAAGUCACUGAAGGUGUCGGCACUUUCCUGGUUACCUCUACUGGCGUCAACUCUAGUUACGGAAAGACGCUUAUGUCUUUGCGGGAAGACCCAGAAGUCACCCCCCUACAAUCGAAAUUGAACACUCUGGCCGAAUACAUUGCGAAGCUCGGAGGUGCUGCUGGUCUUCUCCUGUUUGUCGUUCUGUUCAUCGAGUUCUUGGUCCGUCUUAAAGGCAAUACCGAUAGCCCUACUGAAAAGGGCCAGGCAUUCCUCAACAUCUUCAUUGUUACUGUCACUAUCAUUGUUGUGGCUGUCCCUGAAGGUCUGCCUCUUGCUGUCACACUUGCUCUGGCGUUCGCUACAACGAGAAUGCUGAAAGACAACAAUCUGGUUCGUCAUCUUAAAGCUUGCGAAGUUAUGGGAAAUGCCACUUCGAUAUGCUCUGAUAAAACUGGCACAUUGACACAAAACAAGAUGUUAGUCGUUGCUGGCACUAUUGGGACAAGCUCCCGUUUUGGUGGCACGGUUGAUAUUCCUGAUACUUCCGAUUCUGCUAGUAAUAAAGGCAAGCAACCUGAUCAGGAACCACGAGAAAACGUUCCAACUCAGGAGGUCAUUUCUUCUUUGGACCCAGCAGUCAAGCAGAUGUUGACGCAGUCUAUUGUUCUCAACUCGACAGCCUUCGAGGGUGAAGUUGAUGGAGAGAAAACUUUUGUUGGGUCAAAAACUGAGACUGCUAUGCUCAUCUUUGCAAGAGACUUCCUCGCUAUGGGGCAGGUUAGUCAAGAGAGAGCCAACGUUCCCAUCGUCCAACUUAUUCCAUUCGAUUCUGGCCGGAAAUGCAUGGGCGUGGUUGUCAAAUUGGAAAAUGGAUCGUACAGACUCUACGUCAAGGGAGCAUCGGAAAUUCUGCUGGAGAAGUGUUCGGAGGUUAUCCACGACCCUACCAGAGAGCCAUCUAGUUCACCCAUGACCGACGACAACCGCCAAACCCUGCUUAACCUGAUUGAUAACUAUGCUUCCCGAUCCCUUCGAACUAUUGCCAUGGUUUACCGCGACUUCGACCGAUGGCCGGCAAAGGGAGCAAGAACCGCCGAAGGAGACCGCAACGAGGUUGUUUUUGAAGACGUUUUCAGAAACAUGAUUCUCUUGGGAAUUGUCGGCAUUCAGGACCCACUUCGUGACGGAGUUGGCGAAGCUGUCAAGAAAUGCCAGAAUGCCGGUGUCGUUGUGCGCAUGGUUACCGGAGACAACAUGAUCACGGCAAAGGCUAUCGCAACCGAAUGCGGCAUUUUCACUGCUGGCGGUAUUGUCAUGGAAGGGCCUACUUUCCGGAAGCUAAGCAAAACCAAGAUGGACCAAAUCAUCCCACGCCUUCAAGUCCUCGCAAGAUCCAGUCCAGAAGACAAGCGCAUUCUUGUUAAGCGCCUCAAGGAGCUUGGUGAGACUGUGGCUGUCACGGGUGACGGAACAAACGACGCACCCGCACUGAAGACUGCCGACGUCGGCUUUUCAAUGGGUAUUGCUGGUACUGAAGUUGCGAAGGAAGCUUCUGCUAUCAUUCUUAUGGAUGAUAAUUUUGCCUCUAUCGUUAAAGCUAUGAUGUGGGGAAGAGCUGUCAAUGAUGCUGUCAAGAAAUUUCUCCAAUUUCAGGUUACUGUCAACAUUACUGCUGUCUUGCUCACAUUUAUCACUGCUGUAUCCAGCGACAAUGAAACAUCUGCACUAACAGCUGUCCAACUGCUGUGGGUGAAUUUGAUUAUGGACACUAUGGCAGCUUUGGCCCUCGCUACAGAUCCUCCCACGGAUAGCAUUCUGGACAGGAAACCGGACCCAAAGUCUGCGCCUCUGAUUACGAUGACAAUGUGGAAGAUGAUCAUUGGCCAAUCAAUUUACCAACUCACGAUCACCCUGAUUCUUCACUUUGGAGCUGAGAAGAUCUUAUCCUACGACACGCCUCGUGAGCAAGCCCAGAUCAGUGCCCUUGUUUUCAACACUUUUGUCUGGAUGCAGGUUUUCAACCAAUGGAAGUAAGUGCUAUCGAGUUCCCCCGACUGUAUCAGUACUAACAAGUUCAGCAAUCGUCGUCUCGAUAAUAAGUUCAAUAUCUUCGAAGGUAUCACCAGGAAUUACUUCUUCAUUGGUAUCAAUUGCGUUAUGGUUGGCGGCCAGGUCAUGAUCAUCUACGUUGGAGGAAAGGCGUUCAAUGUCGUUCGUCUUAACGGCGCUCAAUGGGGUUACUCCAUCGUACUUGGUAUUCUGUCUAUCCCAGUCGGAGCAGCUAUACGUCUCAUUCCAGAUGAGCUAUUAAUCAGAAUGAUACCUGCCUACCUCAAGCGGAAGCCAAAGGGACCGGAGCUCACCAUAUCCGACGAGGAACAGCAAUUCCACUUCCCUCAACCACUUUCAGAUGUCAAGGAAGAGCUAAGCUUCUUGAAGAAGGUCAAAGGUGGCCGUUUGAACAAUUUGAAAUUCAAGAUGCAGGAUGCUCGGGACAACUGGCUUCCUCGCUCAAGAAGCGGUUCACGAUCAAGAAGCAAUUCAUCUCUUCCUCAGACACCGAAUAACGGAGAGGUUCAGGACGAUAGCUUCAAUACCCAGCCACCUCAACCAACUCCUGAAUCUCGUAAACGUGGCAGAAGCAACCGAUCUCGGUCCAACUCGGCGCUUGGAGCAACUACAGUCAUGGCUGGUAUUAUUGCAGGAAGUGUCGCUGGUUGGUCUCCGAUCGAGCGGGGCUAUGGUGACAAUGAAUCUAUGCGUUUCUCACGGUCACAAGGACGUUCCGAGCUGGAAUCCAGAGACGAUGUCGAGAUCCAUCCAGACACCAAGCAAGACGAUCCCAUCAUCACAGAAAAUCCUCAUAACCUUGGCCUACCACCUAGCCAAGUCCCAGAGGUCUCUCCGUGCGCUGCCACUGACAGCCAGGACCCACCCUCACCACCAACGCGAAAAUCUACUUCGUGAAGCAGUAUUCCACAAUCUGCGAAUUCUUCACAGAGCUCUCUAAGCUCCUCUCUACAUGACCCAUCGGAACAACACACCCUAUCGAUCUGUCAAUAAUGUACCACUAUCCGCCCUGCAUGAAUUUUUCCUUUGUACAUAAUACCACAUCGUUCAUCCAUUUCCGAACGAACACUCAGUCCGCCAGCCAACAGCGUUUUCCGGCGCCUAGGCGUGUUUCCUAUCAUAAAUCCCCGCAAUACAUCAUCAGUAAGGGCCACUGGGUCUUCUUGUCCGUCGGGUGGGCUAUGAAAACAAUGCUGAUGAAGCUACUCUUAUUUCAUAUUGUCUCUCUCCUUCUUGUGUAACGCUACGUUGCGGUACGUGGCUGGAGGUCAGAGAGAGUUGGGAAAGAAACAAAUGGGGGAGGCGAGGAGAAACACUUUAGAUUUCUUUCUUGUACUGCCCCUCAUAAUAUCUGUUGAUAAUGGGGGGAGGAGAGAGGAAGAGAGGUCUAAUACCUCACUGUCGCUACUUACAUAAUAGAUGGUGGAGCGGAACAACAGAGGAGAGUGAAGGGGAAAGGAAGGGCAAAGGGCGAAUGAUAGGCUGCAUCGCACCAGGUUACCUCGUUGCUUGGAGGUUGGCCAGGGAUGCUGCGUGUGGUUCAUUAGGUAGCCGAUGAUGGCCAGACUGACGGCCUCAUACUGUAAUCCGAGUACAUGCAAUAAAAGCGUCAUUGCCUGCC